Molecule: messenger RNA, 1522 nt
Organism: Kogia breviceps (pygmy sperm whale)
Lineage: Eukaryota; Metazoa; Chordata; Mammalia; Artiodactyla; Physeteridae
Source: RefSeq, a predicted model, not a curated record
UAGCAAUGUGGACUUGAUAGCUGUUGUAAUCCUCAAACUUGUGUGCUGAAACCAAAUACACAAUGUGAUAGAGGAUCAUGCUGCAACAACUGUCAACUCUUCCAACAUAUAUGUGACAGAUACGUCACAUGAGAACCCCUCUAUUGAACAAUCUGCCACUGUUCUGUGUUCUUCACUAUCCUUUGACUGAUGCGGUUUUAUGUUAUUUUUCUCCUAGAAUCUUAUCGUGUUUAUGCAAGCAGGUGCUGUAUGUAGGCCCGUUGCGCAUCCUGAAUGUGAUGUUUCUGAGGUUUGUAAUGGAAGCUCAGGAAGCUGUCCGGAUGAUAUAACUAUACACAAUGGACACAAAUGUAAAGGAGGAAAAGCUUUUUGUUUUGAUGGAGGCUGCCAAGAUCUUGAUGCACGUUGUGAGAGCAUAUAUGGAAAAGGUUCAAAAAAUGCUCCAUUUGCCUGCUAUGAAGAAAUACACUCUCAAACUGAUAGGUUUGGGAACUGUGGUAGAGAACGAAGCAGAUAUAAAUUUUGUGAAUGGAGGAAUCUUAUAUGUGGCAGAUUAAUUUGCACCUACCCCUUUCAAACUCCUUUCCUUCGAGAUGGUGCUUCUGUGAUUUAUGCUUUUGUACGAAAUACUGUAUGUAUAACUAUGCACUACACAACGACAGGUAGAGAAGAUCCAAUGAUGGUCAAAAAUGGCUCUAUUUGUGAUACUGGGAGGAUUUGUGUAAAUCGUGAAUGUGUAGAUUCAAGGACACUUGCAGACAGAUCAUAUAAUUGUUCACUAAAGUGCAAUGGACAUGGAGUGUGCACUUCCAAGACGACGUGCAACUGUUCUAGUGGCUACAGCCCUCCAGAUUGCCGAGAGCGCUCCAGAGUAUCUUCCAGAUUGCCUGGGGGACAGGGCAAGUAUCUAUCUCUUCUUGUAUCCAGUUAAUAAAAUUCUCAAAUUGCUUACUUUCACAAAAACAAAGUUCUAUUUUUGCCACUUUGAAAGAAACCAGUAUUUGUAAUUAAAAGGUAAAUAGGCUUCCUCAAGAAAUAGACACCAAAUAUGCUUUCUUAAUCUUGCUUUUUGUCCUAAUAUUAAUUUUGAAUAUGAUUGAAGCUGAGGGUAUCUUUUAAAAUUUUUAUUUACUUAUGUCUGACUUUCUUCUUUAAACUAUCUUUCAACCCUUUCCCCCUUUUAUGCCUGAUCCUGUGGUUUCAGCUCUAUACAAACAACACACGCUGUGUCCAGCACUGUUAAUAUGUGUCUGUUAUAGAAGAAAUAAAGGAAAUAGAAGAUAAGUUUUUAGUCUGGCGUUUAUAGUUUAAAUGAUAAAAAUCUAUUAAUUGCUGCUAAAGAGAUGACAGAACUGGCUAAAACAAUAUUCUGUUUAUUCACCGUGACUUUAGUUUUUGUCAUUCAUUCAUUCAUUUAGCAAAUAUUUAUUGAAUUCCUAAUACAUACCAGGUGCUCAUCAUAUGGCACUAGGCAUGUACAGUAAGCAAAACAAAGUCCCACUCCUCAUGGAAUUUAAAGAAU